CGGACUUUCGCCAUCCGUACACGCCGGAUCGGCCCAACCGAGACGAGAGCUGCCAAAGCUCACUACGGCUCUCGUGCAGCAGCGCAAGGGACAUGCCUCGCUAGCGAACGCGAUGAGCGCAUGAGAACCGUUGAGGCGGUGCGUGCGCGUGCAUGCAUGCAUGUUGUGGCGCGCUCCAGAGCAAGCAGCUAUGGCGCCUUACAGAAUCAACGGCCAUCCUCAACAUCCUUCACCGGCAACGGUCACUUGGUGCUCAUCCGCACCGCACUUUACCCAUCAUGCUCGCCGGCGCGUUGAUGAUGAGCAGCGGGUCACAAACGCGGGACCAGCGCUGGUCUACACACACUGCUCGACGCAGCCAUCGCCUACCAGCGGCAUGGUGCGAAUGGCUCAACGCUCCAACGGCACACGAUCCCUUCCACUACCGACUUUGACAAGAUGCCGGCAUCAUCGCGAGUGACGAUGACGUCUCCUCUUUCUCGCACUUCUUGAUUCUACGCACCCGAUUGAUAUUCAAGCUUGCCAUCCAUCUAUUCAUUCACCUCCCUGUACUCGCGCUGUGAAUAGGAGGCACCCACAUCGUCAUCCAUCCGCACGCCUAAUCGACGACACGACCGCUCG
Ceraceosorus bombacis is the source of this 621-nucleotide messenger RNA. The record is from the annotation of a GenBank genome assembly. Lineage: Eukaryota; Fungi; Basidiomycota; Exobasidiomycetes; Ceraceosorales; Ceraceosoraceae.